Molecule: messenger RNA, 1671 nt
Organism: Kogia breviceps (pygmy sperm whale)
Lineage: Eukaryota; Metazoa; Chordata; Mammalia; Artiodactyla; Physeteridae
Gene: SEC61A1
Product: SEC61 translocon subunit alpha 1
Biological process (GO): post-translational protein targeting to membrane, translocation; SRP-dependent cotranslational protein targeting to membrane, translocation
Cellular component (GO): membrane; Sec61 translocon complex
Molecular function (GO): signal sequence receptor activity; ribosome binding; transmembrane protein transporter activity
Source: RefSeq, a predicted model, not a curated record
GCUGCGGCGCUAGCACUGACGUGUCUCUCGGCGAGGCGCGGCGCUCCAGAGCGGGACUGGCGGCUCCGGAGCCGCUGUCGGAGCGUAGCGGAGUCGGAGCGCGACCCGGAGGCCGACCCGGAGCCGAGCAGCCGCCGCCAUGGCGAUCAAGUUUCUGGAAGUCAUCAAGCCCUUCUGUGUCAUCCUGCCCGAAAUUCAGAAGCCGGAGCGGAAGAUUCAGUUUAAGGAGAAAGUGCUAUGGACCGCCAUCACCCUCUUCAUCUUCUUGGUGUGCUGCCAGAUCCCCCUGUUUGGAAUCAUGUCUUCAGACUCAGCCGACCCUUUCUAUUGGAUGAGAGUGAUCCUCGCCUCUAACAGAGGCACACUGAUGGAGCUGGGUAUCUCUCCCAUUGUCACCUCCGGCCUCAUCAUGCAGCUCCUGGCUGGCGCCAAAAUAAUUGAAGUUGGCGAUACCCCAAAAGACCGAGCCCUCUUCAACGGAGCCCAAAAGCUGUUUGGCAUGAUCAUUACCAUCGGCCAGUCCAUCGUGUAUGUGAUGACGGGGAUGUACGGAGACCCUUCUGAGAUGGGUGCCGGGAUCUGCCUGCUGAUCACCAUUCAGCUCUUUGUUGCUGGCCUAAUUGUCCUGCUUUUGGAUGAACUUCUGCAAAAGGGGUACGGCCUGGGCUCUGGGAUCUCCCUCUUCAUUGCCACAAACAUCUGCGAGACCAUCGUGUGGAAGGCGUUCAGCCCCACCACUGUCAACACCGGCCGAGGAAUGGAGUUUGAGGGCGCCAUCAUUGCGCUGUUCCACCUGCUGGCCACACGCACGGACAAGGUCCGAGCCCUUCGCGAGGCGUUCUACCGCCAGAAUCUCCCCAACCUCAUGAAUCUCAUCGCCACCAUCUUUGUCUUUGCGGUGGUCAUCUACUUCCAGGGCUUCCGUGUGGACCUGCCCAUCAAGUCGGCUCGCUACCGAGGCCAGUACAACACCUACCCCAUCAAGCUCUUCUACACCUCCAAUAUCCCCAUCAUCCUGCAGUCCGCCCUCGUGUCCAACCUCUACGUCAUCUCCCAGAUGCUGUCCGCCCGCUUCAGUGGCAACCUGCUGGUCAGCCUGCUGGGCACCUGGUCGGACACUUCUUCUGGCGGCCCGGCACGCGCCUAUCCCGUUGGCGGCCUCUGCUAUUACCUGUCUCCUCCCGAGUCUUUCGGCUCCGUCUUGGAAGACCCCGUCCAUGCGGUCGUGUACAUAGUGUUCAUGCUGGGCUCCUGCGCCUUCUUCUCCAAGACGUGGAUUGAGGUCUCAGGCUCCUCUGCCAAAGACGUGGCAAAGCAGCUGAAGGAGCAGCAGAUGGUGAUGAGGGGCCACCGAGAGACGUCCAUGGUCCACGAACUCAACCGGUACAUCCCCACGGCGGCGGCCUUCGGUGGGCUUUGCAUCGGGGCCCUCUCGGUGCUGGCCGACUUCCUGGGUGCCAUUGGCUCUGGAACCGGGAUCCUGCUCGCCGUCACCAUCAUCUACCAGUACUUUGAAAUCUUCGUCAAGGAGCAGAGUGAGGUCGGCAGCAUGGGGGCCCUUCUGUUCUGAGCCGUGGCUGCGGCCCAGGCAGAGGCGGCGCGCUCCACCACGGCCAGGAGGGAGCGAGGAGGCCACGCCGUGCGCGCUGUCGCGGGCAGUGCUGCUGCGGC